GAUCUGAGUCCAGAUUACCCAGAAUGCUUAGAGAGUCAGAGGGAGGAUGAGGAGGUGUUGGAGGGUGAGGAUGAAGAGCAGAGGAGGAGCAGCAGAGAGGCAUUUGUGAAGAUCACACUGAACUUCUUGAGGAGAAUGAACCAGGAGGAGCUGGUUGAUCGUCUGGAGAGAAAACGUUUUGCUCCAGUUUGUCGACGUGAACUUAAAUCUAGUCUGAAGGAGAAGUUCCAGUGUGUGUUUGAGGGGAUUGCUAAAGCAGGAAACUCAACUCUUCUGAAUGAGAUCUACACAGAGCUCUACAUCACAGAGGGAGAGACUGCAGAGGUGAAUGAUGAACAUGAGGUCAGACAGAUUGAAACAGCAUCCAGGAAACUAGACAGACCAGAAACAACCAUCAGACCAGGAGACAUAUUUAAAGCCUCACCUGGAAGACAUGGACCAAUCAGAAGAGUGAUGACAAAGGGAGUGGCUGGCAUUGGGAAAACAGUCUUAACACAGAAGUUCACUCUGGACUGGGCUGAAGACAAAGCCAACCAGGACAUCCACUUCACAUUUCCAUUGACUUUCAGAGAGCUGAAUGUGUUGAAAGAGAGAAAGUUCAGCUUGGUGGAACUUGUUCAUCACUUCUUCACUGAAACCAAAGAAGCAGGAAUCUGCAGCUUUGAAGAGUUCCAGGUUGUGUUCAUCUUUGACGGUCUGGAUGAGUGUCGACUUCCUCUGGACUUCCACAACACUGAGAUCCUGACUGAUGUUACAGAGUCCACCUCAGUGGAUGUGCUGCUGACAAACCUCAUCAGGGGGAAACUGCUUCCCUCUGCUCACCUCUGGGUAACCACACGACCUGCAGCAGCCAAUCAGAUCCCUCCUGAUUGUGUUGACAUGGUGACAGAGGUCAGAGGGUUCACUGACCCCCAGAAGGAGGAGUACUUCAGGAAGAGAUUCAGAGAUGAGGAGCAGGCCAGCAGCAUCAUCUCCCACAUCAAGACAUCACAAAGCCUCCACAUCGUGUGUCACAUCCCAGUCUUCUGCUGGAUCUCUGCUACAGUUCUGGAGGAUGUGAUGAAAACCAGAGAGAGAGGAGAGCUGCCCAAGACCCUGACUGAGAUGUACAUCCACUUCCUGGUGGUUCAGACCAAAGUGAAGAAGGUCAAGUAUGAUGGAGGAUCUGAGACAGAUCCACUCUGGAGUCCAGAGACCAGGAAGAUGAUUGAGUCUCUGGGAAAACUGUCUUUUGAUCAGCUGCUGAAAGGAAACCUGAUCUUCUAUGAAUCAGACCUGACAGAGUGUGGCAUCGAUAUCAGAGCAGCCUCAGUGUACUCAGGAGUGUUGACACAGAUCUUUAAAGAGGAGAGAGGACUGUACCAGGACAAGGUGUUCUGCUUCGUCCAUCUGAGUGUUCAGGAGUUUCUGGCUGCAGUCUACAUGAUUCACUGUUACACCAACAGGAAGACAGAGGUGCUGGAGGACAUCCUGGGAAGAAACUACAAUGACUCAUCUCUGGAUGUCUUCCUGAACAGAGUCAUGGAGAAAUCCCUGCAGAGUAAAAAUGGUCACCUGGACCUGAUGGUUCGCUUCCUUCAUGGCGUCUGUCUGCAGUCCAACCAGAGACUGUUAAGAGGUCUGCUGGGUCAGACAGAGAUCAGUCCAGAAAUCAUCCAGAGAGCCAUCAACAACCUGAAGGAGAUGAACAUGUCCAACAUUUCUCCUGACAGAAACAUCAACAUCUUCCACUGUCUGAUGGAGAUGAACGACCUCUCAGUUCAUCAGGAGAUCCAAGAGUUCCUGAAGUCAGAGAACAAAUCAGAGAAGAAACUCUCGGAGAUCCACUGCUCAGCUCUGGCCUACAUGCUGCAGAUGUCAGAGGAGGUUCUGGAUGAGUUGGACCUGAAGAAGUUCAACACGUCAUGGGAGGGACGACGGAGACUGAUUCCAGCUGUGAGGAACUGCAGAAAGGCUCAAUGUUGGCCAUUGUUCUAAACAGGACGGUAUGUGAGCUGAGAGAGGAUGAGCUGAGUCCUGAUGAUCCAGAGGUUGAAUCAGCAGCAGCUUGUGUGUAGAGAGACUCUGACUGGACCAUGUUACUGGGAGGUGGAGUCAAGAGGAGAGCUUCAUCCACAUGUUUCUCCAUGUCAGACCAGUGGUGUAGUCUAUGUGAUACGCAGCGUUCACUUUUGGACCAUGGGGGCUUCCGUCAAGCGUGACGUGGACCCGACGUUAACUACCAAGGAAGCAGUGAAGUUGUGCGGCGGGAACGAAUCGACAACUUGAACUGGUCCAACGCUCGUCAGUGGAGAAGGAAUGUGGAGAAAAAACAAUGAGAAGAAAGAAAAGGAAGCCCAGUGACACUAUUUGAGAUGGUAGGGAAGGAGAGCUGAUGACGCUGUCGUCCUACCUGGUUGUGUAUCUGCACUGCAACAAAAAUCCACUGGCGUCCUCACAGAGGAAAGGG
Messenger RNA from Mugil cephalus (flathead mullet), 2449 nucleotides. Its product is annotated as protein NLRC3-like. Lineage: Eukaryota; Metazoa; Chordata; Actinopteri; Mugiliformes; Mugilidae. The coding region runs from base 136 to 1977 and encodes 613 amino acids. The record is from RefSeq and is a predicted model, not a curated record. The transcript is spliced from 5 exons.